CACAUUUUCACUUGUGAGUCACAAAUUGCAAGUUGCUUGAUGUUUGGAUCAGUUUAAUUUAGUUUUCUUUUUUGAUUAAUUACCAUGGAUGUUGUUCGAAGUAAUUUCGUUGAAUUAUUGCCUAAGCUUCGUGAAGACAUAAGGAACUGUGAUUUAAUUUCGAUUGACACUGAGCUUUCUGGCCUUGGACAAUCUGGAAACUCUUAUUUUGAUACAUUGGAAGAGAGAUAUUGUAAGAUUAAAAAUUCCAUCUCUAAUUAUCUUCUAAUACAAUAUGGCCUGAGCUGUUUUACUAAAUUACCAGAUGAUGACGAUGAGAAUGGUAAAAAUGGAGGAUAUUCUUGUUCCAAUUAUAACUUCUACAUCUUUCCCUACAAAGUUCCGGGUGCGGUUACUCAUAGAGAUAGAAGUUUUCUUUGCCAAAGCUCAGCUCUCACAUUUCUCUCUGGACAUGAUUUCGAUUUUAACAAAUGGAUUCGUGAGGGUAUUUCUUAUAUGAACAUUGAGGAAGAAUCUAAUCUAAUGUCAACUUUACAAGGUAAACAUGUUACCCUCAAUACUACAACCGCUGAUUUGAAUUCCACUGGUAAAAGUCUGAAUGAGUCGACGAUUCAACCUUUGAUUAACACUUACCCGAUUCCCGAUGAGCAUAAAGAUUUUAUUGAGAAAUUUAUGUCUAGUCUCAAUAGUUUUGUCUGUGAUGAGUCUCGAAGUAGAUGGAAUACUGAUCCGUGCUCAUCGUUCAGAAGAAAGUUGAUCUUCCAAUCAGUUAAAAGUUUAAAUAUCACCAAUUUAAAACUCACCUCAGUCCAAUGUAUGGAAAGUACAAUCGAUAGAUUCAUUUCAAUUGAGAAAAUUUCCUCGGAACAAAAAGCCAAAGAAGAGAAGACAAUUAUCGAUGAAGCCGUUGGAUUUUCACGAAUUAUCCAAGAAUUAAUAGAUUGCAAGAAACCAAUUGUUGGUCACAAUUUACUACUCGAUAUGGUUCAUACAAUUCGUCAUUUCAUCGCACCUUUACCUGACUCUCUGCACGAAUUUAAAGAAAUGUUGACUGAAUUACUUCCCAAUACUUACGAUACCAAGUUCAUGGUUAAAGCUGAUUCCAAAUUAGAAUCUAAAUUUCAGAAUACUGGACUCAAUGAUCUUUUCAAUGGAGUUCAAAAAGCUCCAUUUCCAAACAUCCAUGUAAAGAUAAUCAACAAACCCGAAGACGAAAAUGAUAAUGACGAGAAAAAAAUUUCCUUCCACAAUGCUGGUUAUGAUUCUUAUGUAACUGGUGUUAUAUUUCUGAAUCUUGUUCAUUACCUUUAUCCAAAUAAUAGUUUGAUUAACAAUUUGCCCCAAUUGUCAAAUUAUAAAGGAAAAUACAAUCUAACUUAUAGCUUUGAUAUUGAUCACCUUGAUAUCACCAAAAAUCAACAAGAGACUGAAAGAUUUAAUGUUUUCCACAUCACUUUUCCCUCUUUUUGGACGAAAGCGGAAAUUUUUGACCUUCUCUCACCAUUUCGACCUGGACAAAUUGGUUGGAUCAAUGAUACUUCCGCUUUUAUCGCUUUGGACGAUGUUUCUAAUAGCAAAGAUGUCAACCGGGUACUCACCAUAUCGAAAGGAGGUUCAUCCGAGUGCUCAAUUAAACCUUACAAAACUUUCAUGGAAGAAAAAUGUUCAACAAUUAACAACCAAGGAAAACGUAAAUUAGAUGAACAUUUAAUUGAAGAUGAAAAAACCAUCGAAACGUCAACACCAUUAAUCAAAAAGGCGAAAUCAUCUAACAAAACAGUAACCACUCACGAACGAACCAUUUUUGACAAUUGUGAUGAUUGGUAAUUACUGUUGAUUAAACAUCAAGGUUAAUUUUUUUCUAAUUUUUUCUAAUUUUUGAGAAUUAAAAAUUUCCUGUUAACUUA
Messenger RNA from Panonychus citri (citrus red mite), 1907 nucleotides. RefSeq names its product poly(A)-specific ribonuclease PARN-like. Gene Ontology annotation, molecular function: poly(A)-specific ribonuclease activity; metal ion binding; RNA binding. Gene Ontology annotation, biological process: nuclear-transcribed mRNA poly(A) tail shortening. Bases 85 to 1827 code for a protein of 580 amino acids. The transcript is spliced from 2 exons. Gene Ontology annotation, cellular component: nucleus; cytoplasm. NCBI's taxonomy places the organism in Eukaryota, Metazoa, Arthropoda, Arachnida, Trombidiformes, Tetranychidae. The record is from RefSeq and is a predicted model, not a curated record.